This is a messenger RNA of Cyphellophora europaea CBS 101466, 945 nucleotides long. RefSeq lists its product as uncharacterized. NCBI's taxonomy places the organism in Eukaryota, Fungi, Ascomycota, Eurotiomycetes, Chaetothyriales, Cyphellophoraceae. The transcript has 2 exons. The record is from RefSeq and is a predicted model, not a curated record. Gene Ontology annotation, cellular component: mitochondrion. Bases 1 to 945 code for a protein of 314 amino acids.
AUGCCACCUCGAAUACCAACCCGUGCGGCCCUGCGCUGUCCUUCUGGUCGUCUCUUCUCGACUUCGUACUCCCGUCUCAGCAAGGUUGAGCUGGCAUACACCCGCCAUGACCCUCACCACCCCACGACCGAGCCACACUCGCCCAUCCUUCUUAUGCACGGUCUCUUCGGCUCCCAGCGGAAUAAUCGCACGAUGAGUAAGGUCUUAGCUCGAGACCUUUCUCGCCCAGUCUACACACUCGACCUGCGCAACCAUGGUGAUAGCCCCCAUGCUGCGACCCAUACCUACACCUCCAUGGCUGAGGACGUCGAGGCGUUCAUCAGCACGCACUCGAUCCCCACGCCUAUCCUCAUCGGGCACAGUAUGGGCGCAAAAGUCGCCAUGACAAUGGCCCUCCGCCACCCAACCGCCUACUCAGCCCUCAUUCCCGUGGACAACGCACCCAUCGACGCGGCCCUCAAGUCCGACUUCGGCGCCUACGUCACGGCCAUGAAGAAGAUCGAAGACGCCCGCCCGCCGAUCACAAAACAGUCGGAAGCCGACGCCAUCCUCGCCGAGUACGAGAAGGAAGUCUCGAUCCGCCAGUUCCUGCUCACGAACCUGGUCAAAGGCCCUGUGGCGACAGCCGAGGGCAACGGGCAGACCAAGCCGCAGACGGCGCUGCGGUGGCGCAUCCCGCUGCAGACGCUGGCAAAGAGCCUGCCGGACAUGGCGGACUUUCCGUUUCGGCAGACAGGGGAAGCGAGGUAUGAGGGUCCCACCCUGAUAGUGAGGGGCACGAAGAGCCACUAUGUGAGUGAUGAGAGUUUGCCGGUUAUUGGGUCCUUCUUCCCCCGCUUUGAGCUGCUGGAUAUUGAGGCCGGCCACUGGGUGAUGAGUGAGAAGUUUGAGGAAUUCAGGGCCGGGGCGGUGGAGUGGAUUAAGAGAGUGGUCGAUCGGGAGUAA